GGCAUGACAGCUGUCAGGAGCUGUCAGAGAGCUUAUCAAUUCCAUAUUUUAUAGCAAAUAAUGUCCCAGACAAGGUCCUACAAUAAUUUUGCCAAGGAGCCCACCAAGAGGCAAGUGAAGCAGCAAACUCCCAAAGGAUGUUGUUGCAAGCGUUCGCAAUGUAUUAAAAACUAUUGCGAUUGCUAUCAGUCGAUGGCAACUUGUUCCAUAUACUGCAAAUGCAUUGGAUGCCGCAACACAGAAGAGAGACUGGCGGUGCCAACGCCGCCGAAGAAAUCGGCGCAAAUUGCAAAGCGGGAACGAGCUGCAGCGCUGAGUGCAAAGGCAGCGGCAGCUGCUGCCAAAGCUGGCAUCAAUAUACAUCUCAAGCCAGCACCUGGCUCAGCUGCAUUUGUUGGUCAACAAUUUAGUAACCAAGUGCAGCCAUCGGUGGUGGCACUUACACCACAGAAGCCGGCGCCAGAUGCAAUCCAGCUGCCUGCUGCAGAUUUGUAUAAUGUCAUCACAUUGCCACCACCGAGUGCAGCUGCUCUGGGCAAGAAACCACAGCUAUCCACAACGCCAACAACAACGACAAACCCGAACCCGACUCCUGUGCCUCCAAAGGAUGUGAAUAUCUUUAAGCAGCCUAUAAAUGCGGCACUGCUCGAGUGUCUUGUCAUCCAGGCGGUUGAAGCCGAGGAUCUGGGAUUGACUGAGGUGCAGGUGGGCAAGGUAAUCUUUCACGAGUUUACACGUAGCCUAAAAUCCAUAAUAAAGGUCUAUAGUUCCUAAUAUAGCAAUCAAUAUAAUAUGAA
Molecule: messenger RNA, 797 nt
Organism: Drosophila innubila
Lineage: Eukaryota; Metazoa; Arthropoda; Insecta; Diptera; Drosophilidae
Product: protein lin-54 homolog
Exons: 2
Coding region: 61-774 (237 amino acids)
Molecular function (GO): DNA-binding transcription factor activity
Source: RefSeq, a predicted model, not a curated record